Messenger RNA from Nematolebias whitei (Rio pearlfish), 2991 nucleotides. It is a transcript of the gene agbl5, whose product is annotated as AGBL carboxypeptidase 5. The record is from RefSeq and is a predicted model, not a curated record. The transcript has 17 exons. Gene Ontology annotation, molecular function: metallocarboxypeptidase activity; zinc ion binding. Bases 151 to 2991 code for a protein of 946 amino acids. Gene Ontology annotation, biological process: proteolysis; protein deglutamylation. NCBI's taxonomy places the organism in Eukaryota, Metazoa, Chordata, Actinopteri, Cyprinodontiformes, Rivulidae.
AACCUGAACGCAGCACUCGGAGCAGUGAUGGUUGGAAGGACGUUCACAACAAAAAUGGACAUCGAUCGAAAAUAACCCGGUCAGCGGUGUCAUGUAGCUGACCGGCACUUAACUGACCCGAAAGAAGAAAAGUGAGCAGAGCGCAGCAUCAUGGAGGCUCGCUUUGGAAACAUUGUGUUUAGCUCCAAGUUCGACUCAGGGAACCUAGCACGAGUGGAGAAGGUGGAGAAGGGCAGCUCUAGCCCCCCCUCGGACGCAGCCUCCGCUGGGUGUUCCACCUCAGGGACACAUCUUACCCCCGACUACGAGUUCAACGUGUGGACUCAGCCAGACUGUGCUGGCACGGAGCACGAGAAUGGAAACAGAUCGUGGUUUUACUUCAGCAUGAGAGGCGCUCCGCCUGGGAAACUGCUAAAGAUUAAUGUGAUGAACAUGAAUAAUCAGAGGAAGCUUUAUAGCCAGGGGAUGGCUCCUCUUGUACUCACUUUGCCUGGCAAAAACCGAUGGGAGAGAAUUCGAGACAGACCCACAACUAAGAUUGUAGAUAACCAGUUCAUCCUCACCUUCACCCAUCGGCUGCUGGAGGUGCGAGGGGCUACCACCUACUUCUCCUUCUGCUUCCCAUUCUCUUACACUGAGUGCCAGGAGAUGCUGCAGCAGCUGGAUGAGAGCUACCCCAAUGCUGUUCACCUCAGUCCGAGCAGUGCAUCAAGCACUGUGUAUUACCACAGGGAGUUGCUGUGUCACUCUCUAGAUGGCAAAAGGGUGGACCUCCUCACUGUGACUAACUGCAGCGGGAUGAAGGAUGAGAGAGAAGCUCGUCUGCCAAAGCUGUUUCCAGACACCAACACUCCAAGACCUCACCGCUUCUCUGGCAAGAGGGUGUUUUUCCUCAGCAGUCGUGUGCAUCCUGGGGAAACUCCCUCGUCCUUUGUGUUUAACGGUUUCCUCAACUUCGUCCUGAGAAGAGAUGACCCACGUGCACACACGCUGCGCAACAUGUUUGUGUUCAAGCUCAUACCCAUGCUCAACCCGGACGGAGUCGUCCGAGGACACUACAGAACUGAUUCCAGAGGCGUGAACUUGAACAGACAAUACUUGAACCCCAGCCCUGAGCUUCACCCUUCCAUCUAUGCAGCCAAAGCACUGCUGCUCUACCACCACACACACACACACUCCCACACACACAGUAACAGCACCCCUCACACACAGCUCACUCCCCUCAACAAUAAGUCCACAAAGCAGCAUCAGUCUCCACCGCUCACUCCCCUCGAAGCCAGCUUGAACCAACGCAACGCAGAGAAAGAUGGAAACCCCGCCCAAGCCCAGGUUACCAUGGUGAUGGAGAGCACCUGGCCCACCGCAGAGACGAGAAAAGGAGACCAGAACAGCUCUCCAGGCUCCUCAGAGUCUGUAGCUCCUUCUACUGAAGACGUAGCUGCACCGCAGGUGGAGGAAUCUGUGCCCCCCCAGGAGGGAGGGGUGGCAUAUUACGUGGACCUACACGGCCACGCCUCUAAACGCGGAUGCUUCAUGUAUGGAAAUAACCUUCCUGAUGAGAGCCAGCAGGUGGAGAAUUUGCUGUAUCCCAGACUGAUCGCUGUGAAUUCUGCUCACUUUGAUUUCCUGGGCUGCAACUUUUCAGAAAAGAACAUGUACGCUCGGGACAAGAGGGACGGGCAGUCUAAAGAAGGCAGCGGCCGAGUCGCCGUCCACAAGGCUAUCGGGCUGCUUCACAGUUAUACUUUGGAGUGUAACUAUAACACAGGAAAAACCAUGAACACCAUCCCACCUGCCUGCCAUGACAACGGCCGGGCAAGCCCUCCUCCACCACCAUCCUUCCCUCCAAAAUACACUCCGGAAAUAUUUGAGCAGGUGGGACGUGCCGUGGCCGUCUCUGCCCUGGACAUGGCAGAGUGUAACCCCUGGCCUCGUCUCGUUCUGUCGGAGCACACCUGCCUCACAAAUCUCCGAGCCUGGAUCCUGAAGCACGUCCGCAACACCAAAGGCCUGAACUCGCACAUCCGCACUCCUCCGAAGGUGCACAACCACGGCAGCAAGUUGUCACCGCCAAAAAGUUUCAAAAACAGCUUUCUGUCUGGGUCGGCGUCAGAGAACGCCAUCAGUCGCGGUCGCUGCAACAGCAGCAGCAGCCAGACCCCCUCACCAAAGAUGCACAGCUCUCCGAGUUUCACCUUUGGCUGCCCCCCACCUCGAGCUCACACACAGCACAACAGCACACACGCCGCUGGGCGUGGAGGCAACAAGACACUGGGGCCCGUCAGGGAUGCUAAGCCUCAGGAGAAGAGACGCUCCUCCCACCACCGCUCCAUCCUGCGGUCUCCCGGCAACAGCCUUAAACCCUCCCACCCACCCCGGUCACCCCCUUCCUCUUCGUCGUCCUCCUCAUCUUCCUCAAUGUGUGCAGCCGGUUCCUGUCCCCUCCCGGCCUCCAUCAAUAUGACAGGAGUCAGUGGCUCAGAUUUUAAAGCUGGUGGUUCAUCAAGCUGGUCCAGGAUGUCUUUCUCCACCCGUCCUGGGCGCGUAGGCCGAGGCUGCAGAUCUCUUACGUUCACACACAAAGAGACUGCUAAAGACUUGGACCCUGAAUGUAUCUUGUCAUCCAUCAGACUUAGCAAGUGUGAGCUGCAGCCGCACGCAAGUCGCAUCCCCAUCCGGAGGACGUGCUCAACCCACGCCCCGCUCAACGUUCGCACAUCUCCCACCUGGCCUGAAGGUCAGGAGGUGUCGGCCAGCACGAAGGCGUGGAAGCUGCUCAGGCCGGGCCUCCACAGACACCUGCCUCUGUCAGGGAUCUCAGAGAAAUGUGACGUGAAAAGCCCCGAGACGAGUUUCCACUGUGAACCCAGCGCUGUCGAAGAGGCCACACCAGAGACCGACAGACCGCUGCAGCAGGCUGAGCUGAACGCUUGUGACACAGUGACCGUGUGUGAAGUGGAGAAACUGCACCGUGCAUUCUGCCAGCUGUGA